Molecule: messenger RNA, 240 nt
Organism: Oppiella nova
Lineage: Eukaryota; Metazoa; Arthropoda; Arachnida; Sarcoptiformes; Oppiidae
Source: the annotation of a GenBank genome assembly
AUGAAUAAACGACGCGAAGCAGAGAUGUCUAAACUGAGACGAGAUCUCGAGGAAUCCAAUCUACAACACGAACAGUCUAUGUCUGCCCUCAGAAAGAAACACAACGACUCCGUCGCUGAACUCAGCGAACAGGUCGACCAACUCAACAAAGCCAAAGCCAGGGUUGACAAGGAAAAGCAACAAAUUAAAGGUGAAUUGGAUGACGUUAAGGCCAGUGUGGAACACCUGUCUAGAGAUAAG